Molecule: messenger RNA, 1380 nt
Organism: Aspergillus ibericus CBS 121593
Lineage: Eukaryota; Fungi; Ascomycota; Eurotiomycetes; Eurotiales; Aspergillaceae
Product: MFS general substrate transporter
Exons: 8
Coding region: 1-1380 (459 amino acids)
Biological process (GO): transmembrane transport
Cellular component (GO): plasma membrane
Molecular function (GO): transmembrane transporter activity
Source: RefSeq, a predicted model, not a curated record
AUGGCCAAGAUCGACUGGCAUGUUGUGCCGUGUCUUUGUGUCAUGUACCUCCUUGCAUUCCUGGAUCGAGUGAAUGUCAGUAACGCGGCCAUUCUUGGGCUCAAAUCCGACCUGCAUCUCGAAACCGGCACCAAGUACAAUACCGCCCUUACCAUCUUCUUCGUUCCCUACAUUAUUUUCGAAAUUCCGUCCAAUGUAUUGAUGAAGAAGCUGAAACCGCAUGCGUGGUUAUCGCUGUGCAUGUUCGGUUUCGGCCUGGUCAUGGUCUGCCAGGGGUUUGUCCAAAACUGGGGUGGGUUGAUGGCGACGCGAUGGUUUCUAGGAAUGUUUGAGACGGGCUUGUUUCCUGGCUGCUUCUACUUGCUGGGCAUGUGGUACAAGCGCAGCGAAGCUCAGAAGCGCUUCAGUUUCUUCUUCGGCUCGACCACCCUCGCUGGUGCCUUUGGUGGUUUGCUUGCAUAUGGACUGGGAAAGAUGGAUGGCAUCCGGGGAUACAGUGGAUGGCGAUGGGUAUUUAUCAUCGAGGGUAUCAUCACCUGUGUGGUCGCCAUUGGCUGCUUCUUCGUGGUUCCCGACUUCCCGGAGGAUGCGAAGUGGCUCACGGAGGAGGAGCGAGAGUUCCUGAAAGACAAGCUGGCCAAGGAUACUGGCAAGGCUGCCGUCGAUGCUAGUAUGAACUGGCGUGAUGUCCUUGCUGUUUUCAAGGACUACAAAAUCUUUAUCGGCGGCUUGAUGUACUUUGGCCAGGUGGUGACAGCUUAUGGCUACGCGUACUUUGCGCCGACCAUUAUCCAGACCUACGGCUACGGAUCCAUCAAAACCCAGCUGUAUUCCAUCCCGCCGUGGGCCGCUGCAUUCGGCUUCUCCAUGCUCAUCGCCUACCUUUCGGAUCGCUUCCAGCACCGUUUCCUCUUCACCAUUAUCCCUAUGCUAGUCGCCAUGGCGGGAUUCGGCGUCCUGCUCAACAUCCACGACAGGGCCCAAUACCACGUCCAGUACGGUGCGCUCUUCCUGGUGACGUGCGGCUGCUACAGCGCGAUGCCAGUACUGGUCUGUUGGUUUGCGAUGAACCUAGGUGGCCACCGACGCCGCAGUGUGGGCACAGCCUGGCAAAUUGGAUUCGGCAACAUCGGCGGCAUCAUCUCCACCUAUUCCUUCCUCGCCAAAGACGCCCCCUUCUACCGCCCCGGCUACAUCAUCGGGGUCUCCUUCCUCUCCUUCUCAGCCGCCAUGUCCAUCGCCUACGCCGCGGCGAUCUGGCACGAGAACCGCAAACGCGACCGCGCGAUCACAGAGGGCCGCAUCGAUCCGCAGCUGGUCCCCGAGGAGGACGAGGCCGCGAUGGGCGAUCUGGCGCCCACAUACCGUUACGCUUAUUGA